UGCCGGCACAAAUCCCGCUAGAAAACCCUACACGGCUAAACCCUACUCGGCUGCUGCGGUGUGUUUCACUUAAUGAUCCAUGGUUCAUGGCGUCGGAUCUGCAUCAUUGAAGCUUCGAAGGGGAGCAGUUGACGUAGCAUCAGAUGGAGGUGGAGGAGGCGGCGGGGGAAUCCUCCAUUGCGCGGAAUAUCGAUCUGGGAGAGGACGAACCGUUGCUCCACGACUCGGGGGUGGAAGAUCGAGUGGCGCGACAGGAGGUUGAUAGUCGCGCCUUCUCGGAGGUUACGGAGGAUGCGCGAGAGAGGAUGCAUGACGGUGAGCGUGAGGUGAUUUCGCUGGGAGAAUCCGACGGAGAGGACGAUGCCGACGGGCAGAGCGGGAGAGAGGAGCCAGCAGAGGAAGAAGGAGCGGAGGAGGGGAACGAACGGGGUGGGGCGGAAGGCGAGAGUUUGGGCAAGACGGAGACCGUCGAGUUGGACGCUUCCUCGUCCCCAAAUUGUCCCGUUUGCUUCGAGCCGUGGAAAGGCGAGGGACUUCACCGUGUUUGCUGUGUACCCUGUGGGCAUGUUUAUGGUAGAUCCUGCCUUGAGCGAUGGCUAAAACAAUGUGGAAAGAAUGUUGGAAAGUGUCCACAAUGUAGUAAGAAGUUUAGGCGAAAAGAAAUUGUUAAUCUUUAUGCACCAGUGAUUGCUGUACCUAAUGCUGAUCUAGAAAAGGAAGUGCAAUGUUUAAAGAAGGAAAACAUGUCUCUUAAAAUAGAGAGAAAUGUAUUGCUCGAGGAGAUUAAUAAGCAAAAGAAGCGUGCAAAAGAUAUGGAAUGUUUCUUAAUAAAUAAAAUGGCUUGUGUAGAACACACGUUAUCAGGUUCGAGGGGACAGUUUGAAUUCUUUGAUAAAGCAAGGACUUCGGCAUCUCAGUCAUUUUAUGGCAAAAGCUUUGUGUCUCAAUUUGAUAAUGUGCUUCCACGCUGCUGCUUCACCUUGCAGAAUGAGCUGGAGCUACAUGAAGCACGGGUAAUGGGAAUAGAUGGAUCCAGUCACAUUGUAAUCGUCUCAGGAAAGUCCCCUGGAAUUGAACGAGAGCAUGUCCUUAACAAGAUUAGCUUGCUAAGUCAACAUGCAAGUAAAAUAGAGCUUCCUCCCAACACUAGCGCUAUUAAGGAUCUUCGUAUCCUUCCAAAUGGACUUGCACUUCUUGCAUCAUUGGGCAAGAAAUUAUUACUUUACAGUAUGGCGAGUAACAACCUUGCACUUAAGUAUGACUUACCGGCUCCUGCUUGGUCAUGCUGUGGAGAUAAAAGCAAUUCACAUAGUGUGUAUGCUGGAUUGCAGUCACAGAAUGGCAUGCUCUUGGUCUUUGAUAUCCGCCAGACCUCAGAACCCAUGCAAUUAAUAGAGGGCUUAACUAGCCACCCAGUCCAUUCUGUUGAUUCCGUUGUGCUAAAUGAUGGUAGCGGGAGGGUUUUCAGUGCUUCUUCUUCAGGUCCUUGUGUCUGGGAAGUCGGCUUUAACUGUCGAAGACCAUUUUUGAUACCAGAAAUGCAAAAUCGAGGUGUUUGCAUCUCGCUUGCCUGUUGCGGUUCAUCCGAUACUGCAGUAGCUACCUUUCGACCAAAAUUUGGACUGCUCGAUGAUAUCACGCCUUCUCAACUUUCAUCUUCUCCUGUUCUUGUUCCUCCAUCCGGAAAGGUAGGUUCUCAUGUUCUCAUCGAGGGGAUCAACGACUUAGAUUUUGAGACUCGCCAGAUCGGUACUAGUGCUGUCAGCAAUAUUCGAAUGCCCAAGUCUGCAAUCUGCUCCACGAGGGGCGACUUAUUAUUCACUUGUGGGGAUGAAACGACCAACGGAGUGCACAUUUGGCAGCUGCCGUUCUUCAACAGUCGCAUCGAACUGAAGCCUCAUCCGCAUCCUAUUCUCGAUGUGAGGUAUGAUCGACGACCUGAUGGCGAUGGCUUACUAGGUUGCAUAAGUGACAAUAGACUACAAGUGUUUAACUGCUGCUCCACUUAGUUGCUUCACUUUGUUAAAGGCACACCUAGCUCAAUGCGCUCGAUUACUCGUAAACUUAGCUGUAAAUUUACCGAAAUGUUAAUGUCUUAAGGCAAUGACUUGUGACAACACUUAACCUUUUGUGCGGUUGUACUCUUGCUCGAGGUCAUCGACCGAUGGUCUUGUAGUUUCGUUUGUUCCGAAUGUGACAUUUUUUUUGAGAGCGUA
Zingiber officinale is the source of this 2216-nucleotide messenger RNA. RefSeq names its product E3 ubiquitin-protein ligase RFWD3-like. Bases 144 to 2009 code for a protein of 621 amino acids. Gene Ontology annotation, molecular function: protein binding; ubiquitin protein ligase activity. Lineage: Eukaryota; Viridiplantae; Streptophyta; Magnoliopsida; Zingiberales; Zingiberaceae. Gene Ontology annotation, biological process: interstrand cross-link repair; protein ubiquitination. Gene Ontology annotation, cellular component: nucleus. The record is from RefSeq and is a predicted model, not a curated record. The transcript is spliced from 14 exons.